Scylla paramamosain (green mud crab) is the source of this 1374-nucleotide messenger RNA. RefSeq names its product phosphoserine phosphatase-like (gene aay). Lineage: Eukaryota; Metazoa; Arthropoda; Malacostraca; Decapoda; Portunidae. Gene Ontology annotation, biological process: dephosphorylation; L-serine biosynthetic process. The record is from RefSeq and is a predicted model, not a curated record. Gene Ontology annotation, molecular function: L-phosphoserine phosphatase activity; magnesium ion binding. Bases 97 to 831 code for a protein of 244 amino acids. Gene Ontology annotation, cellular component: cytoplasm. The transcript is spliced from 7 exons.
UGUCUGUGUGUGUGUGUGUGUGUGUGUGUGUGUGUGUGUGUGUGUGUGUGUGUGUGUGUGUGUGUGUGUGUGUGUGAGUCAGUUUCUCUCCCAGCCAUGAACGGGCAAGAGUUCAGCAAGGUGGGCGUGGAGGAGUCAAAGGAGAUCUGGCGGUCGGCGGACGCUGUGUGUUUUGAUGUGGAUUCUACAGUGAUACAGAACGAAGGCCUGGAUGAGCUGGCCGCCUACUGUGGCAAGGGGCAGGUGGUGAAAGAACUUACAAUGAGAGCCAUGCAGGGCGGGAUGAGCUACAAGGAAUCCCUGAAGCAAAGACUGGACAUGUUACAACCAAGUCUUGAGACCAUUCAAGGCUUCACGCGCGCCCACCCACCCUUGCCUCACCAAGGAUGUGGACUACCCCCUUGCCUCACCAAGGAUGUGGACAAGCUGGUGGAGGUGCUGCAAGAAAGAGGAGUGGAUGUUUAUCUAGUCUCCGGUGGCUUCCGCUCCCUCAUCGCACCUGUGGCUAAAUUAUUAAACAUUCCUCUUGAGAAUAUAUUUGCCAACAGACUCAAGUUCUUUUUUGAUGGUGACUAUGGGGGCUUUGACGAGAGCCAGCUGACGAGCAGGACGGGCGGCAAGGCAGAGGUUGUGUCCUAUCUGAAGCAGCAGGAGGGGUACACACGUCUGGUUAUGGUAGGGGAUGGUAUCACUGACCUAGAGGCCUAUCCCCCUGCUGACACCUUUGUGGGAUUUGGCGGCAAUGCAGUGCGGGAGGUAGUGAAGGAAAAGGCCCCUUGGUUUGUCAAUGACUUUGGAACCCUUAUUAGUGAGCUGCAGAAGGAAGACUAGCAGAAGAGGAAGCCAGUGCCAGAUUGAGCACUGGAGAAGACUUGACCUGGAUGUCUUAGCGAUGUCUUAUGGUGUCUCUCUGCCUGCCUGAUUGUGUGUGUGUGUGUGUGUGUGUGUGUUGCAUAUUCUGUCUACUUCUUGUUUAUUUUGAUUAUUUUGAUGUUUUUUCUCUGUUUUUCUUUGUAUUUGUGUUGAUUUUGGUGGAAAGAAUGUGUUUAAACUUCUAAUUUUUAUUUUUUUGUGUUUAUUUGCUUGAAUUAAUUUUUUGCAAGAAUGGACAUGUUUAUUAUUGUAAUUACUUAUAUUUUGAUCUAUUUUUUUUUUGUUUAAUUUUGAAGAAAGACCUUUAUUAUGUAGCACAGGACAGCUGCAGUGUUACCUGGUCAGUGUGAAUGCCCUCCCCCUCCACACACACACGCACACGCACAUGCACACACACACACACACACACACACACACACACACACACACACACACACACACACACACACACACACACACACACACACACACACACACACACACACACACACACACACACAC